AUGCCGCUGGAGCAGCCGGGGAUGAAGUGGCUGUUCAAGAAGGGUGCUUCGUGCGCUGGUGAGGUGGCUUUGCUUAUGACUCCAUUGACAGGGAAGGUGUUUCAGCUGCAGGAGAAGAUCAAUGCUCAGAAGCAGGCGAAGAAAAACACCAAAGAUGCAAUCACAGUGCUGACGGAAGCAACGGGAGAUGCACAGGCAAAGAAAGCUGCGGGCAAAGCGAAAGCUAAGGGUAAAGCAAAGGCGAAAUCAUCCGCCAAGACCCAGGGAAUCGAGGACAGCAGCAAGCUUGACAGUGCUAUCGUUGUCGACUCAGUGCAGGGUGGCAAGCUCGUGCGGGACAAAUACUUCGUGGAUUGCUUGGCGAUGGCAAUCAGGUCGUCUUUGUUAGCUUGCAGACACAAAUGGGGAGUUAUCAGAGACUCUGACAGUGCCACAGCCGCCGAUUACAUGGGAACCGAUAUGCCGGUGUACAGUUCAGUAGAGUGUCGUAUCAUGGAACAAUGCAUCCGCCGGGGCAUAUUCUUUGCAUGUGAGCGAGAGCUUGUGUUGGAUGGGAAAAAACACAAGAAAUGGUCUACGUUGAGACCUCAACUGCAGCUCUACGCAAUGAAUGAGUACCACAAGGCAGGGCAACGAUUGUUUCUUCCUUUUGCAUUUGUUUGCGCAGCCACAGUCACAGUUGCGGCGGCAUACUCCGACAAGCUUAUCUGUGCGGCCGGUUUGGAGCAAGGGUUUGUAUCGUCCUCCGACACGCAGCAGCAGGUGUCCGAAGCUCUCUCAAGUGCUAGUGCUGGGUCGCAUGCACACCAACACCAUGCCAUGUCGAGUUCGGCAGCCACCACUACAACAGCGGCAACAGUUCAGAAUGCACUGGCUGCACAGUCCGUGGAACCUCUCAUCAGCGAUUUCCUCACGUGGCUCGACCUGGAGAUGGGUGCCACACGCACCGAGAAUCCUCUCGAGCAGCCACCGAGCGACAAAUCCAUGUUUGACAAGAUCAUGCAUCACCUGACCUACAACAAGAUUUACGGCGAAUGGACCGACAUGUGUUCCUGCGGCGAGAAUAGGACGAACCAGGAGAGUUGUUUGCUCCAUCAAACGGUCGCGGACAUUGCGGACGUGGCAUUUCACGCAUGCUCAUCGGUACUCGCCGUCCUGCCUGCAGCAGUGGUUGCCACUGGCCAAAUCCUUGGCCAACACCUAGUGGGCAACUGGGAUGCCCUGCCAGCAGUCCUCAAGAUCUCUGGCGACAAGCUGAUGACACUGAUCCAAUCGCACAUAGGGGUGUUUGCACAGAUGGAUGCCAUGUGUACUCCGUUCGAUGUUGCCAGUCUUGCCAGUGGGUAUGCCAGUGGACUGAUGGAGCUUAUUCGAAAAGGCAAGGUAACCAUCGAUGAUCUUACCGAGGACGCUCCAUCAGCCGUUCAACCUGUGCAGGAAUCUUCGACCGCUGCUGGUCAGGCAAACACCUCAGCCGAAGGUGCAGCAGCAUCUUCCGGGGACGGGACUCGGAUGGUUUCUUAUCGUGCGCUAAGUGUGCUGGCAACGGAUCAUGCCAAGAAAGGUGAGGGCAUUGCAGGCACAUCAGGGAUCCUGUUUGCGACCGAAGCCGUGCGGGAGUUCUGUUUGUUGUUGGCUGCGGAUUUGAUGAUGCAAUGCAGGAGCUACGAAGAUCGCAACGGUUGCAGUGGUGCCGUGACCUUCUGUGUCAAGGAAAUUGAGAAGGGUGACAAGAAAGUCAAGUCAACAGAAGUGCUGCUGCGUUUGCCAAAGACACAACAGGUCACUAACAUCAUUGACAACUACAAGGACUUGUCGCAAGGACAAGACGGUGUACGGGCAAGACUGGAUGAGGUGACCACGCCGGAGCUCAGAGAUAAUUUCAAGCUGUGCUUCUGGGGCGACGUUUGCACCGCUGCCCCCGUCGUGCAGAAACCGCCAAGAGUGAUGACGUUAACGUCACUCGAAGUCACCGUGCAGGGUGAUCCCGAUCAGCCACUGAAGCAUCGUAUUGGCGGCAGUGGUGACGGCGAUGAUUGCGGAGACGACGAGUGUGAAUUGGAGUUUUAUAUCAGGGGCAAUAGCUUCGAUACCUUGGAGAGUGAGACUCCAUGUGCAACCUGGAUGAUCCCGCCAACGGACCUAGCUCGCCCAGCGCUGAUUAUCGGAGAGCUCCCAUGCCAAAUGAUCUACAAGAGCACGACAAUCAAGUACUCGGUUCCAGUCCUCCGCUUUACCACCGACGGAGAGGACGCUGGUUUGACGCCAGUCCUGAUCAAAGUCAUCGACGGAGAUGCCUUCCUCCAUCUGCCAGGAGAAGAGUGGAAACCAAAAAAGGGCGCACAGCGAGCAUACCCUGGCCAGGCGCAUCUGGCGGAGGGAGAUUGGCCCCUUGCCAACGAGGCCCUUCGCAAGCUAGGCCUUUUCGGCGGUGUUGGCGCAACUACGUCAGCCGUGAGCCGCUUGACCAAGAGCUCACCGACAAAGAAGCCACGUGUGAACGCAAAUGCAAAGCAUUUGACGAAGUAG
Symbiodinium sp. CCMP2592 is the source of this 2529-nucleotide messenger RNA. The record is from the annotation of a GenBank genome assembly. Lineage: Eukaryota; Dinophyceae; Suessiales; Symbiodiniaceae.